This is a messenger RNA of Lasiosphaeria miniovina, 615 nucleotides long. RefSeq names its product Yqey-like protein-domain-containing protein. The transcript has a single exon. The coding region runs from base 1 to 615 and encodes 204 amino acids. Gene Ontology annotation, molecular function: carbon-nitrogen ligase activity, with glutamine as amido-N-donor. Lineage: Eukaryota; Fungi; Ascomycota; Sordariomycetes; Sordariales; Lasiosphaeriaceae. Gene Ontology annotation, cellular component: mitochondrion. The record is from RefSeq and is a predicted model, not a curated record.
AUGGCGAGCACGACCUCGGCUUUCAUAUUCAGGAGGCUCGGCCGGCCGAGUCUGCAACAAACAUGGCCGAUGAGAAAAGCAAUUAGCCUGGCGCCUUUGAGGCAGAUGCCCCGCUCCUACUCGUCCGAGGCGCCGCCGCCGCCGCUGCUAGCAAAACUCAAGACCGACCUCAAGACGGCCAUGAGGAAUAAGGACUCGACGCGCCUGGCCGUCCUACGCUCUGUGCUUUCAGCGACGCUCAACGCCAGCAAGACGGACAAGCCAAUCAAGACGGACCUCCAGCUCGUUGCUCUUCUACGCAAGAUUGCACGUACAUCCCAAGACUCGGCUGGAGAGUUUCGAGGCGCAGGACGGGAUGAUUUGGCCGACAAGGAGGAAGCGCAGGCACACCUCCUCGAAGAGUAUGCAGCGAGUAGCGGGAUCGAGAGCAUCAGCGAAGAACAGCUGCGAGAGAUCAUCAUAGCCGCCAAGGACGAGCUCGAAUCGAAAGACGCCAAGUCUCUGGCCGGAGAGUUGAUGAAGGCGGUGUUUAAGCCCGGCGGACCCCUAGAAGGGAAGGAUGUUGAGAAGUCACUUGUGGCCAGGAUCGUCAAGGAAGUGGCAAAGCCGCAGUAG